AUUCUUAUUGUUGUUAUUGUCAUCAAGCGUCAUUCGUUCAUCGCCGCACUUUAGACAUACUCUUCCAUCUACAACGUCCUUCUCGCUGUGGAUAUUCGCUUGUUUCCAUAACAGUACAACAACCAAAAACAACAACAACAGCUCUUAAUACAAUAAUUAUCAAUCCUUUACACCAAAAAAUGGGUUGCUUCCGACAGAUGUUCCAGUGCUUGGUGGCUCCUUUCCAGCGCAAGAAGGAGCAGCCUCGCGCAUUGGAAAUUGGACCCCCGACCAACUUCCGUAAGGAAGAAUCCCCCGUCUUGUUCUCGGACGACGACACCUUGGCACCUCAUGACAGCCAUUGCGAUGUCGCAGAGAAAGUGUCUGACAGUGAUGCUGCUGGGCAGCAGAACUCGAGGCGCGAUAUGAUCAAGCAACAUGUGCGAAGACUGAGCACCAAGAUCACUCCACCAGCGCCCGCAAGCUCAUGAAGCUUUUGUUUCAACAACGCAAUCGCGAUGACGUAACAACACGAAGAUCGAUAUGAUAGACGAAGGGAUUUGUGAAACAAAAUUGUUUUGAGAGCAUGACGCUAGUGAGUGGGUUCAUGGAGGUGCCCGUCGA
Paecilomyces variotii is the source of this 603-nucleotide messenger RNA. RefSeq lists its product as hypothetical. Bases 180 to 470 code for a protein of 96 amino acids. Lineage: Eukaryota; Fungi; Ascomycota; Eurotiomycetes; Eurotiales; Thermoascaceae. The record is from RefSeq and is a predicted model, not a curated record. The transcript is spliced from 3 exons.